Pelodiscus sinensis (Chinese soft-shelled turtle) is the source of this 2443-nucleotide messenger RNA. The record is from RefSeq and is a predicted model, not a curated record. NCBI's taxonomy places the organism in Eukaryota, Metazoa, Chordata, Testudines, Trionychidae.
UAGCUCAGAAGAUCCAGUGCAUAGCCUACGAACCCUUCUGCUUAAAGACCAUGGUAAUUUGUUGGAAAAGGAUAAACUUUGUUCUGAUAUGUUCUCCGUCAGUCAGGCAAAUGUUGAGACAAGAUAUGCCAAUGUGAAAAAUUGUUCCUCCCCAGAUAAAACUUUAACCACUGUGCCUAUAUUGCCUUCAUCUCCAACCAGGAAAGCACUGUCUUGUGUACGCAUAACACUCUCUCCAAAACGUAAUAAUGCAGAAUCAUUCAGUAUAUUGGACACCGAAGCUGAAGCAAGAUCUAAUGACAGUCUUAAGACUGACGCUCAACAAAUACUUUUAAGCUCUCCCCCCCAGAUUUUAUUAGAAUCUGCCUCUAAGCUAUUAACUGCUGAAUCUAUCCCAAAUGAUCAAGGUUCUUUAUACUUCCCAAAAUCAGUAUCUUCACAGCAUCCUACAUAUAUGUCUCUGGAAAGUAGCCUGAGGAUGCCAUUUUCAAGGCAGGCUUCAUGUGAACUUAAUUUGCAGGAGAAUUUCAAGUCCACUGUUUCUGCGCAAACUGGAAAGGCAACAUCUGAUGCCAUAACUCAGAUAACAACAGAAAGUCCUGAAAAGACAACAUUUUCAGCAGAGAUAUAUGUUAGUACAGAAGAUGGUGAAGCCAGUACCUUUGGGUCCUCUCACCAGAAGGCGGGUGAAAUCCCCAACCUAGCUACUUCGUCUCUGAACCACAUUUCAUCUUCCCUCAGGCCACUUGAUCAGCCUCUAUUGUUGCCCUAUAAGCCUUCUGGAAGUUCCAAGAUGUACUAUGUUCCCCAUCCAAUGAAAGGACCCAAAAUAUCUCGUGUCAGGUCAGAGACCACUAUUGAGAGCUCUCACUCAGGCUCAAAUGAUGCUAUUCCUCCAAAUUUUCCAGCAAAGAUACUUGGUUCCAUGGAUGAGAAUCCUCUAGACAUUGUAGCUGUUAAACAUAAAGAGGGCAUCUACAGUAAGAGGGCUGAGCCUAAGGUAGCCUGGGCAAAUGAAAAAAAGACACCUCAGAAAGCUACUACAGAUGACAGACUCUGUUAUUUCAUCAGAAUCUUCUGCUACAAUCAGCAGUUCCUGGAGACCAAGCUCUGCCCUCAAUAACAAGCGACACACACGGAUGUUAAACAAGGGCAUCCAAGCAGGUGACUUGGAGAUUGUGAACAGUGCAACCAAGAAAAAUACUCGAGAUGUUGGUGUGACUUUCCCCACCCCAAGAGCUAGCCAGGCGAGGCCACAGAAACCCCUGAGUUAUGCGAAUGAUGGUUUUGGGCAGUUGAAUUGUGUGUGUUCAGAUUUUCCAAACCUAGCAGGCAAGGGGAAACAGCUAUCACAAGGUCCAUCCUGGUUUGAGCCACUGACCAGCACAAAGCCAUGGAGAGAGCCACUCCGAGAGAGGAAUUGGCAAGAGCAGCAAAGAAGCAUAAAGACUCAACCAGUGGUCCCAGUAAGAGAUGUUGAGAACAAGCCCCCAAGACCAUUUGUGAAAAUGACACUGCAGGAGGCGCUUGUAUUGCACCGUCCUGAUUUCAUCUCCCGCUCUGGGGAGCGUAUGAAGCGCCUGAAGCUCAUCAUGGAAGAAAGGAAGAUUCAGAGUGUGUUGCAGAACGAGCGAGAGGAGCUGUUCAAUUCCCCAGAGAAGAAGGGUUAUAAGAAUGCUAGUUACCUGCUCUAUAACAGAGAUUACCUGGUUAAACAGAAGGAAAGGACAGUUCCAAUGAGAGAAAUGGUUCAGAGAUCUAAAAGAGGUAAUGCUGCUAGUGAAGUUUUUAGAAAUGUUGGGCUUCUGGGAGCAGCUACAGACAGAGUAGGAAAACAGGGACAAAAGAGAAGAAUCUAUGAACGGCUGCCUGAGGUGCAGAAGAGACGAGAGGAAGAAAAAAGAAAAUCUGAAUAUUCUUCAUACCGGCUGAAAGCACAGCUUUACAAAACGAAGAUCACCAACCGCAUCUUAGGAAGAAAAGUGCCUUGGAACUGAUUGGAAAAAUCAGCAUCUAUUUAAAUAAGGUGUAUUGUACGUAGUGAAUUUUUAGAAUCUUUCCUAUGUACAUUCAUUUGUGAUGUGAGAAACCAUAGUAAAUUUUCCAGUGUGCAGAGAAUGUUUGGUGUAAUUCAAUAAUGUUGUAUGUGCUUAGCAUGUUGACAGUUUGUAUUUUUAUUUAAGGAUCAAUGAUUUUAUGUAGAUUGCUUUUAAAAAUAUUUAAAUUAAAUGACCGAUUUCAGCAGCAUUUUUAUGCCCUUCCCGGAUUAAUUUAGUUUGGAAGUAUUUAUAAAUACUUAAGAAUCAAUGAUCUCUUGUAGAUAACAGAUUUUAACUAUUUAUUUUUAUAACUAUUUUAAGAAUGAUUUUUUACUUUUUAUUUCAUAGCUCAAUAUUUGUAAUUAUUUUGUACUGCUGAAAAAAAUUAAAUAGCUUCGGACUGA